CGCGAGCGCGCGAUCGCCACCAACCACGCCAACUGGACCCGCCCGGUCGCCGACGCGGCCGGCUUUGCCGCCUUUUGCGACGGCUUCGAGCUGCUCGCGCACACGGAGAGGAUAGAGGCGCUGCUGCGCGAGCAGCCGCCGCUGCGGGCGACGCACCAGGCCCUGGUCCCGGCGGUCCUCUCCUACCGUGUGUUUUGGGAGCGGUACUUUUACGAGGUGGAGCUGCUGCAGCGCCAGCUCUCCUCUUGGGGCGAGGACGACCCGUUCGCCUCGUGGUGUGGAGCGGGCUCGACCCGAUAG
Emiliania huxleyi CCMP1516 is the source of this 300-nucleotide messenger RNA. RefSeq lists its product as hypothetical. Gene Ontology annotation, cellular component: cytoplasm. The record is from RefSeq and is a predicted model, not a curated record. The annotation marks the transcript as partial. The transcript is spliced from 3 exons. NCBI's taxonomy places the organism in Eukaryota, Haptophyta, Isochrysidales, Noelaerhabdaceae.